This is a messenger RNA of Sardina pilchardus (European sardine), 6857 nucleotides long. It is a transcript of the gene lpp, whose product is annotated as LIM domain containing preferred translocation partner in lipoma. The record is from RefSeq and is a predicted model, not a curated record. The transcript has 13 exons. Gene Ontology annotation, cellular component: stress fiber; focal adhesion. NCBI's taxonomy places the organism in Eukaryota, Metazoa, Chordata, Actinopteri, Clupeiformes, Clupeidae. Bases 308 to 2032 code for a protein of 574 amino acids. Gene Ontology annotation, biological process: cell-cell adhesion.
GGACUGACUAACUGGCGGCUGGAAUUUUGCACUGUGACGUCACUGCCUGCUGCUCUCCUAGAUUUGGGGAAAAAGAAGUUUCACUUUAUGUGGGAUUUGAAACUCUCUCAUUCUUAGAAAGCGAGUUCUCCUGUGUGGAUGAGCAUCCUAAAGUUCCCGGUGAAGCAGUGACGGAAUACCAGCGCUGCCCCGACAGAACACUCAGCGAAGAAGCUCCCUCUCCACUUGUCUGCAGAGCCCUGGGAUGCUGUAUCUGAUCCUUUUGUGACUUGCUGCUGCCCCUGUUUCCAGAAGAAUACACUGAAUCAUGUGGAGUGCCGACGGAAGUGAGCCUGGUCAGGUGAGCGCCCGCAUGGAGACCAGCCUGCCCAUGGGCACCACCAGCAUCUCGGUGUCCCAGCAGCAGCCCCCCAAGAAGUUCGCCCCCGUGGUGGCCCCCAAGCCCAAGUUCAACCCCUACAAACCCCCGGGGGAGGGGGCCGAAGGUGACUACCCCCCUCCGCCUCCACCUGUGGCUGAUGCCAGCGGACUCCCCUCCCCCUCCUCCUUCCCUCCCCCGCCCCCCAUGGGUGGCUCCCCACUGGGAUUUCAGGUGAAGGGCCCAGAGAAGACCCUGGAGGAGAGACGCUCCAGUCUUGACGCUGAGAUCGACUCCCUGACCAGCAUACUGGCCGACCUGGAGAGCAGCUCCCCAUACAAGCCCCGCAGUCAGCAGAACUCCAGCCCGGCCGUGACCAGCCCCAGCUCAGCCGCCCCGGUCACCGGCUACAAGCGCAUGGUCAUCCCCACGCAGCCGCCCCUGACCGCCACCAAGAAGUCCACCCCCAAGGCCCAGGGCUCUCCAGCGCCCCCUGGUGCCCCGCCGGCCUCCGCCAGCCCCGUGGCCAAGCCCCAGUUCCAGAUGGCGGCCGCCACCCCGCAGCCGGUCCCGGCCUCCUACACCACCGCCUCCACCCCGAGCCAGCCCACCUUCAAUGUCCAGGUGCGGGCAGCCCAGCCCGGGCCCCAGCACCCCCCGGUGCAGCAGCAGUACGGGCAGCCCAUGGUGCUGCAGCAGUCCAUGCGAGGCUCGGCCCCGGUGCAGUACAUGCCGGCGCAGCCCCGGGGGCCCGACUUCGCCUACGGGCCUCCGCAGCCCGGCUUCACGCCCGCCAUGCCGCCGCAGCCCAGCUACGCCGACUACACCUACGGAGGCGGCCAGAACACCUGGAGGGGAGAGCCGCAGGGGCAGGCCGGCUACCAGCCCCCCACCCCCAAGAAGACCUACAUCACGGAGCCGCCGGUGGGCCUGACUCCCUACACCACAGGGCCUCCCGUGCCCCAGAAGGCUCCUGUUGGCGGUCGGCCUGGUGCUCGUCCAGAGGAGGAGCUGGAGCGCCUGACCAAGAAGAUGCUCUACGACAUGGACCACCCCCCCACCGAGGAGUACUUUGGUCGCUGUGCCAGCUGCGGUGAGAAUGUGGUGGGUGAGGGCACCGGCUGCACUGCCAUGGACCAGGUGUUCCACGUGGACUGCUUCGUCUGCAUGACCUGCACCGCCAAGCUGCGCGGCAAGCCCUUCUACGCCGUGGACAAGAAGGCCUACUGCGAGCCCUGCUACAUAAACACCCUGGAGACCUGCAACAUCUGCAGCCAGCCCAUCAUGGAGCGCAUCCUGCGGGCCACGGGCAAGGCGUACCACCCCCAGUGCUUCACCUGCGUGGUGUGCCAACGCAGCCUGGACGGCAUCCCCUUCACCGUGGACGCCGCCAACCACAUCCACUGCAUCGAGGACUUCCACAAGAAGUUUGCCCCGCGCUGCUCCGUGUGUGCUGAGCCCAUCAUGCCGGCCCCUGGUCAGGAGGAGACGGUGCGCAUCGUGGCCCUGGACCGAGACUUCCACGUGCAGUGCUACCGCUGCGAGGAUUGUGGCACUCUGCUGUCAGAGGGAGACAACCAGGGCUGCUACCCAUUGGAUGGUCACGUUCUCUGCAAAAACUGCAACACCAGCCGCAUCCAAGCCCUCACCGCCAAGGCCACCACUGACCUCUGAAUCACACACACACACACACACACGCACACACAAAGAAACAUACAUCCACACUCACACUCCCAAGCACAUACACACACACACACACACACACACACACACACGUGCACACACAACAUACACAUGCACAAUAUAGAAACACUUGCAUGCACACAAAAAAUGUUCAGUCACACCCCUGAAAAAAGCUGCCUGCUUUGACCAAGCUCGACAGUAUGCGAGCACACACACACAUACACAAACACACACACACGCACACAUGCACACACGAUGAAAAUACAUUUAUAAUUUUAAGUAUCCUCGUUAGUUUCACCAGUGCACCCACCCACAUGUAUUAUGCAAACACAGACACAAAUACAUAUGUGCAUACACGUGCACACAUACACACACACCCACACACACACACACACACACACACACACACACACACACACACACUCACACACACACACACACACACACACACACACACCCACACUCACACAGACACACACACAGGCACACAAACACACACACACACACACACACACACACACACUUUAUUAUAUAAUGUUGCACAGCUUAGUGCCAGCAGUGAUGAAAGUAUUUAGUUGACCACUGCUCUUCCUAUGCAAUUAACCUAUGGCUGUCCAGCGAGGCCCUGAACACAGCGCACUCCCAUACUGCAACACCUCUGCACGUCUGGAGUCCCAAUGGUACAGACACGAGCUGCGUCCUGUGCCCCAUACAUUCUCCCCCUUUGAAUUCUGGAACAGGCACUCUUCAGCACUGUUUGGGCUCUGAGGGCACCUGUAGGUGACGACCUUUGCCCACGUUUUUAACUCUAAAGGGAUUACGUAUUUCCACAGAGUGCUUUGAAUGGGUUGGAAGGUCCAGAGUGUCUAAUUUUGCGUUAUUAUUGUAAAGGCUUGUGUUGCGCCGCAUUUCAAUAAAUGUGUUAUGUAUUAUGUAUACGUAUUUGUCACAGGGCCAAACACUCAUAACACAUAGAAAACCUUCCACAACCCAGGAUGGUGGCGAGGCCUAGGUUGUAUUACCUGCUAUUUAUGCUCUGUGAAAAGUGUCUGUUUCUCUGCUGGCCUGCAAUCAUCGUUUUAUGAUAAAAACAAAAAAAAAAAAGUAAGUAAUAAUGCGGAAAAGAAAGAGAGUCUGGUCUGGAUAUAGAAAUGAAACCUAGAGAACAGCGUGGUCUUGUUGGCUCGAGAUAAACAAGUCUGAAGUAAUCUCAGAGAUGCUGUCGAGAGAGCUCGGGAGAGUUCAGUGUCUGUGUGGCGGCCAUCUCCCACACACGCAACAGAACACGAGGACAGACAGAGAGAGAUGCACUAGAGAAGUAGACAUGUAGGAGAGAGACCUAGUCUGCACCUCCGUACUGUAUGUCAAUGAACCUACUAAACCAUUCCUACAUUACAAGCUUCCCUUUACAAAUCUACUUACAGUCCUUAUGGCAGGAAUGGGUGUUUGAGUAUUUUCAAGCACACAUACUGUACACACAUACUGUACACACAGACACACACACACACACAGACACACACACACACACACAGACACACACACACACACACACACACACACAGAAACGGUUUUAACAUUCCUUGAUGUGUUUCAGUAUUUGAAGCAUUAGCCAAAGAGCUGCUUACUUCUGUUGACAACCUUGAGUAGUGUAUGCAAUCCAGGUAGUGCCACAUUGUUUGCAUAGCGACUGUGAAUCUCCAAGCUUCUGCGGCCUUCAGCCUUCUCAACCAAAGAAGUCAUUCAGUUCCAUUUUAUUGGACUUCAUAAGAGUAAAUAUGAUGACCUUACAAGUUUUUAUUUUUUUGUUCUGUCUUGUUUUUUUUGUUUGUUUUUUUUAACUGAGCAGGCUCACCAGUGUGUGUGUAUGUGUGUGUGUAUAUAAUAGAAAGGCAACAUGCAUUUACUUAGAGUAACCUAGUAGGCGGUUGAAAGCCUACUUCAGAUUCUCCUGGUGACAUGAAAGAGGCUAAUGUAAUGGUAAAGUUUUUGUUUGUGAAGGUCGUCCAGCUUGUGGUCAGGAUAGCAUGUGAAAGACGCAUUGCUGUGGUGUGUUUGCCGUCAGGAUAGCAUGUGAAAGACACGUUGCUGUGGUGUGUUUCUCCUCUGCGGCUGGCUUGUGUUCCGUGAGCUCCGUGCAGGCCAUGCUUACCUCAGAGGCAUUGCUCACUUCAGUUGCGUGUGUCAGUCUCUGCCCAUUAAGCAGGGUUCAGACCAAAGAUUCGCGACGGGACGAGACGCGCCGCGACGUUCUAAAACCUUGCAACUGCGACUAAACAUGUUGAAUGCUUUGCGACGGCUUGCAACUACAGUAUGUGCAACAUUUGAUUCACAUCACCGCAACUCGUUCUCGUCACGUCGGGAAUCUAUGGUGUGAAUUGGGCCUUUUAGAACUGAGUGCCUUCCCAAGACUUUCCGUUCAUCGUCCUCUUUUGCCUUCCUAUGUGGUGCACAGCCGAGACCAUGAAACGCAACCCCACAACACUUUUAGAUAUUCAUCAUAUUUACUGUUUUAUGAACAAGGAAGAUAGUAAUAUCAAUGAAAGUAUUAUUUUUUUGUAGGAUUAAAUCAUAGAGAUACUCUGAACUUUUGACAAUAUGCAUUUUUAUAUUUGAUUGCAUUGACACUUUAUUAAGAAAGAUAUGCAAAUAUUUGAACUUUAAAGGAAAUAUUGAAAUAGUUGGGGAUACAGUAAAAGUUCACUUCUCGUCUUCAUUGUUGUGUCAUGGGCGUGAGCUGUAUCUGUAUACAUGUGUGUCAUUCAGUCAUGAGAUUGUGUCGUAAAUAUUGUCUUAAGGAAAGAACUCUGAAAUCUCUCGUUUUCAUUCAAGCAAAGGUACUGUUGUGUGUCCCACAAGCCCCCUGUCUCAUUUCACUUGCUGUCAUUUUAUUAGAAAGGUUUUUUUUGUUUUGUUUUGUUUUUUUUUACAUUUACUACCUAAUGUCAGCCUACAAAGUGGCCUGUCCAAAAUUGACUAAUGAUCUGAUAGCCUUUUGUCCAGAACUGCUCUAAAUGGGGAAGAUGGCUCUCAAGUGUAUGUGAUGUUUACUUGUUACCAUUAUUUGCAUGCGUGCAAAAAGCUUUUUCUGUUUUGUUUCCUUUUUCUUACUGUUUUUGCCUUGUUUGUUUUCUGAGGGUUCUUCCUUUGUUGUCUAUCACGCAAUAUGUCUCAACUUCAGAAGUACUCAGCGUGCAGGGAAAGGCCUGUUUAAUAUGGACCAUAUUGACCAGAAUGGACCAGCGGGCUAUUUAGACAGAGCUGUAGACAAAUGAUUGAUGGGAGUUAGAACAGUCAAACUAAAACAAUUCCAUCCAACUAACACCAAAAUACAGACUGAAGGUGCACACCAAUCCAACUGAUGGUAUGCGUUGGAGUUUGAGCACCUUAAAAGAUCAGGGCCAGACUCACACCAAAUCAGGGCCAGAUCAAAGCUUCCCCGGGGUCAGCUGAUAAUGCUGCCUGACAGGUCGUCCCCACAACAAUGCAGUGGCGCAGUCUGUCUUGAAAAUGAUGAAUGAUCAUCACAUCCUUCAUCAUGAGGUCUGUGUAUUGCUCCACUCAUCUUGUGCACAGGACUCCCAUCCAGCUGUGAGGCAUCUGAGCGAUCCCACGAGACCUGGGAUAGCCAGAGAGGCUACGUUCUCAUUGAAACAGCACGGCCUUUGGCAUGGCCUGCUGCUUAAUGUUAGCGAUAGCUACAAUACAUCCAGAACAUUUUAGUACUCCCAUUCUGUUGUGCUUUAAUCGUUGUACUUUCUUGUACUGUGCCCUUUCUUCACUUGUUGAUGCUAGAAUAUAUUUCAUGUGUCUUUUCAAAUACUCUGUGUUGUUUGUUCCUAGUCUGCUGGCUACUGCUCUCGUAUACCAAAGCAGAGAGAGAGAGAGAGAGAGAGAGAGAGAGAGAGAGAGAGGAGAAGAUGCUCUUGAUGCCUUCUUUAAAUGUAGAUGAAGAAUGUGAGUGGCUUGGCCCAGGGGAGUGUGUGUGUGCAGACAAAUACGAGUUCCUUUUAGUCAAUAAUUAAGCAGAGGCAUACAUGUCGUCACAGCCAUAUGGUCCCUGGAGACCCUAACCAGCAGAGCGCUUCCUCGCUCCUCAUUGUCUUUGCCUUCUGCCGCUGUCCUCAAAGGAUCUGUGUAGGCUCUGCUGCACGUGUUGAUCAGGCUACUCACCGUCUAACAGAAAUGUGUGCUGUCCACAUGUCCACCUUAAUGACCCUCAGAUUUUGAAAAACAUUUUUUUUUUUUUAAAUGUGCGCUGAAAUGUGGGUAAUGUAGGUAGUUCUACAAGUGGGUAUUCUGUGUCAGAGCUCUUCAGAAGACUUCUUUUAAAAGGUUGCUCCCAUCCAUGCUGCAUUCCCCUGCAUUGUUUGAAUAUUAUGCCAUGCCUAUAAAGAUAUGAAUAUAUUGCUUGGUGAAGUCAAAGGUAAAAAAAAAAUUGUUUCUAAUCACUUCUGCUGCACACCCCUUAUUCACAUUCUCUCAUUUCCAUCUUCAACUAGUUUCCUUAAAUAACUGUGUGGUAAGGUCCACAGCUGUGAACAAACUCUAAAUGCUUUACCAAGCAGGGUUUUACGGAAGGCAUCACCGUUUUGUGUUAAUGAUCUGUAGAUUCCAUAGAGGCUAUUCUCUAUACCUUAUUGUUGAAUUUUGUUCAGGCAGGUUAAGUCGUUGGUUUAACGGCCUGGUUUCUUCCACAUGGCAACUUGUAGAGCAUCCUUUAUGGAGAAAGUUCUGGAUCAUUCCUGUUAUUGUUGUUUCUCUCCUGUACUCCUGCCUCUUUCUCAUGUCCUCAAUAAAAAUGUUUGUAAAGGCACAA